Messenger RNA from Drepanopeziza brunnea f. sp. 'multigermtubi' MB_m1, 468 nucleotides. RefSeq lists its product as uncharacterized. Gene Ontology annotation, cellular component: mediator complex. The record is from RefSeq and is a predicted model, not a curated record. Lineage: Eukaryota; Fungi; Ascomycota; Leotiomycetes; Helotiales; Drepanopezizaceae. Gene Ontology annotation, biological process: regulation of transcription by RNA polymerase II. Gene Ontology annotation, molecular function: transcription coregulator activity.
AUGUCGAGCAGCACCCCCCAAAUAACCUCAGCGCCGCCCUCUCAUCUCAACCUCCCCGAAGGUCUUACGCCAGACUCGAUUGACACCCUCACCGUCCUCUCUUCAAUCCUCUCCCGUGUCGAUCUCACGUCCAAGAACCCCACCGCCUCAACCGCCGGCUCACCACCAGCUGCCACGCCCUCGCAGCCCCCUGCCGACUUGGACCAUGGUCCACUCACUGUCAGAGACCUGCCAGCCGCGACGGACGGGCUGAAGCACAAUCUGCAGAAGGCGAAAGUGUUGUUGAAGCAGCUGCCGGAUCUGGAGAGGAGUAUCAAGGAGCAGGAAGACGAGAUGAGGGAUCUGGAGGCGAAGGUUGGGGAGCAGAAGGCCGUGUUGGCGCAGUUAGUGGAGGUGGGAGCCAGUGUCAAAAGGGAGAGAGAACAAAGAAAUCGAAAUGGUCGAGCGGAUGAUAUGGUGGAGACUUAA